This is a messenger RNA of Durotheca rogersii, 3111 nucleotides long. RefSeq lists its product as uncharacterized. Gene Ontology annotation, molecular function: protein binding. NCBI's taxonomy places the organism in Eukaryota, Fungi, Ascomycota, Sordariomycetes, Xylariales, Xylariaceae. The record is from RefSeq and is a predicted model, not a curated record. The coding region runs from base 1 to 3111 and encodes 1036 amino acids. The transcript has a single exon.
AUGGCUGAGCAAGAUUGGCCUCCGUCCCAACUUAUUUCCGUCGAGAAGUCCCUUGAAAACUCGCGUUUUCUCGACGUCUUCCACGGCGAACCGUCCCGGCGCGUGGUGACGCAAUUCGUCAGAUACACGGUCGCGCAACCAUCCCAGAAUGGGGCUGGCCGAAGCGUUACGAGGGACCUACACAGCGAAGAGCCCCUCGGCGUCACGCAUGCAAUCCGCCUAGGCUUAGCAUCUCUAAGCGCUUUCUUGCAGACAAACGUCGCCGGGCCCGUACUCGAUAAUCCCGAGGCAUUUGAAACUGUAUUCCUUUCGGCUCUCGAGCAGGCCGAUACUUGCAGCGAGCCUGCGGCCGUGCCAACAACCACUCGUCGAGGGGGUCGCAUGCUCUUUUUUCGAAAUCUUUGCCUUCAGUCGCUCAACGUAGAUGGCGUUUCACCCUAUCCGUACAUCCCGCGUAUUGAGCUCUUCUGCUUGUCCCGCUUCAUCUUCACGUCCGGCCUCGUAUUACGCACCCAGCUGCCGGAAGCCCCGUCAAGCUCGCCACACUCGCUCCCUCUGCACCUCUCCUGGACUCGUCUGAGGAUCCACCUUUGGCAUUAUAAGCUCAUUACCCAACCGUCGUUGGGGUCAGGAUCCCUGUUCACGAAGAGUGGUCGCUGGACCGAUGUGCCCACGCUCCAGGAAACCAUCGAGAUCAGCUUGCGCGAAGCAGAGUCUUCUGUCCUUGCACCAGCUCGAGCGACUGGAAUCUCGGGCCCUCUGUGGCCGCGGGAAUCGCGCAUCCAAUUUCUCUUGGAGAAAGCGGCUUGCCAUAUCCUCCUGGGCGACGACAAGAAGGCCCGGGAUGCCUUACGGUCGGCCACAACGACCAGCGAAUUCUCGUAUGCCCUAUCUGGCGCUCUGGGUAAGCGAACCAGGUUUCAAGAAAAGGACGUCAGCCAACUCGUGGUCCUCGCCAAGAGCCUCACCAUCAACCCUGCGUCGCCUAGCCAAAAACGUGGUUCUAGCGUAGCACCAGUCGCACUCCCGUUGAACGACGAUACGUUGUUAGAAAAAAUUGAUUUCCACCGCAACCAUCCGGUUGAUCUGCCGUCGUCUCUUCCUCCGGAGCUACAAGACGUCGAUCCGCAGAACCAGCCACAACUACGACCAGAGGACCAUAUUAUACUUCUAACCGAAGCGACCCUCAGAGACACCUUCUCCCCGACGGACUCUUUAACUUUGGAAGAAAUUCUCCCGUUCGCUCUCCGAGUUAUCGACGACAAAUCGACAAAUUGGCAAAUCUAUACCCAAGCUCUGCUCGUAAGGUCACGGAUAGAGUUGAGCAGAAGCCGGACAGUCGAACGAGGGGUUCUACAGAUGCAAGCCGUGGUGGACCAAGUGAUCGCCGAUACGCAAGGAGAAGCUGGCCAAUCCAGAAACGGCAUCGGUGACGAUGAUGCCUCCGUGAUCGGGUCCAAUCACGCCCCUGUUGUCCGAAUAACGCGCGAGACCGAUUGCUCUACUAGCACUCAAAAUCCAGUAUCAUUCUUCCCAGCCUCGAAACCUACCGAGUCCGCAGCCGCGUCAGAGAGGUUGCGGUAUGUUAAUGCUUUGUCAUGCCCUCCACGUUGGCAUCUCGAGUCGGAACUCGCCCACGCCUGGACCACGGUCGGGUCUCUUGUAUCCGCCCUCGAAAUAUUUAAACGGCUGCGUCUCUGGGCCGAAGUUGCCCUCUGCCUAGCUGGUACCACCACAGGGGCUGAGGAUCCGAAUGGUCGAGGAAGCAGAGGCGAAGACAAAGCUCGAGCCGUCAUACGAUGGAGGCUGUUCCACCGUACACCCAGUGCUGCAGGGCCUCCGGGGUCCGAAGCUAGCGACCUGGAUGACGACGCGGAAUUUGACGUGUCAACCCUAAAAGUCGCUGAUUUCUACGGCCCGGAACGUUCGCCUCCACCUCCUAACGCCCCACGAUUAUUCUGUAUACUAGGCGACAUCGAAAAUGACCCUCAGCAUUACCAUCGAGCCUGGAACAUCUCGAAACAGCGCUUCUCGAGGGCGCAGCGGUCCCUCGGAGAGCUUCACCUACGGAAACAAGAGUGGAGUCAAGCCCGAGACGCCUAUGCGCUCGCGGUAAGUGUGAAUAGAUUAAGCCUGGACAUGUGGGGUCGAUUAGGUGAUAUCGAGCUGCGUCUAGGGCAUUAUGGCGACGCGGCCGAGGCAUUCCAGAGAGCAAUUUCGGCGGCAAAUAGCGCUUCCGGGGGCGAGGACGCGCGUACGUGGAACAAUCUUGGAAGCGCCCUUCUGAGCUGGUAUCGGCAGGCUGUCGAAGAAAAUCAAGACCUGGUCAGAAACGGUACUUCCGGGAACUCCUGGGGCACGAACGCUGGAGAACGAGCGGAAGACACGGGCAGGCCUACUCGCGAACUAUUGCGUGACUCUCUGGCAGCCUUCAAGCGGGGGGCGACGCUCGCCAACUCGAACUGGAGAAUUUGGGACAAUGUAGUCACCCUCGCCGCGAGUCUGACACCCAGUCCAAACCUGGAAGAUGUGGUCCUCGGCUUGAGGAACGUUAUCCGCAUUCGCGGGACGGAAGAAGCGUUGGACCUAGACAUCCUAACCCUUCUCAUUAGGGAGGUAACCCAAACGCCUGUCCCCAAGGGUGAGGAUGAGACGGAUAUCUACGAACCCUCAAGGGGUAGCAUCGAGAGAAAAGUCGUUUCGCUAUUCGAGGAUGACAUCGUACCCCUUAUUACGACCCAGUCGGCAUGCUGGUCCCUGGUAUGCCGGCUUCGGGCAUGGAAGAGAGAUUGGACGGGGGCAUUAGAGGCAGCCGAGAAGGCAUGGAGAACGGCUGUCGGGGGGGUCGGGAUCCAGUUGUCCGCGUCCAGUGCCCAGGGUCAGCAAAGAAACUGGUUAGUCGACGAAAAUGGAUGGGAUUCCGUCGUACAAAGGACAUCAGAAUUGGUCGCGGCAUACGAGAAUUACGGACCUCGUGUCGAUAGCAUUGGCAGCCGAUGGAAGGGCAAGGCGAGAAGUGCGGUGAGAAGUGUCAUGGGGAAAGCCAAAGAGUCGUGGGAGGGCGAUGAUAGAUGGCAAAGGUUGCUAGAUAUGAUGAGAGAUUUGGCGUAA